Panicum hallii is the source of this 1464-nucleotide messenger RNA. Its product is annotated as 2-alkenal reductase (NADP(+)-dependent)-like. Lineage: Eukaryota; Viridiplantae; Streptophyta; Magnoliopsida; Poales; Poaceae. The coding region runs from base 16 to 1266 and encodes 416 amino acids. The record is from RefSeq and is a predicted model, not a curated record. The transcript is spliced from 6 exons. Gene Ontology annotation, molecular function: oxidoreductase activity, acting on the CH-CH group of donors, NAD or NADP as acceptor; polygalacturonase activity. Gene Ontology annotation, biological process: carbohydrate metabolic process.
GGCAUCCACCUCCACAUGUCCAGCCACGUCUCGGUGUACGACGCCAGGAUCAGCACCGGCGACGACUGCAUUUCCAUCGGCCCGGGGAACUCCCACCUGUGGAUCGAGCGCGUCGCCUGCGGCCCCGGCCACGGCAUCCGGAAACUACCCGCAGAAGAACGAGGCCACCACCCGAACCCCAACCUGCUGCUCCGGAACGGGAACGGCGUCGGCGGCAUGGAGAGAGAGGCAUCGGCGGCGAGGAACAGGAAGGUGGUGCUGCGCGGGUACAUCGACCGCGCGCCGAGGGAGGACGACAUGGAGCUCGUCGACGGCGGCGACGUGGCGCUGCGCGUCCCCGGGGGCGCCGGCGCCCCCACGGUGCUGGUGAAGAACCUCUACCUCUCCUGCGACCCCUACAUGCGCGGCAGGAUGCGGGACUUCCACGGCUCCUACAUCCCGCCAUUCAAGCCUGGAUCGCCUAUUGAAGGGUUUGGCGUGGGGAGGGUGAUCGACUCCACUCAUCCAGGAUUCAGUGCUGGUGAUUUUGUUUCGGGGAUGACUGGUUGGGAGGACUACAGUCUGAUCACCAAGCCUGAACAGCUCAGGAAGAUUCAUAAAAGUGACAUACCGCUCUCUUAUCAUUUGGGCCUACUUGGCAUGCCUGGUUUUACAGCUUAUGUUGGAUUCUAUGAGAUCUGUUCACCAAAGAAAGGGGAAUUUGUCUUUGUUUCUGCUGCAUCCGGAGCAGUUGGCCAGAUUGUUGGUCAACUUGCAAAGCUCCAUGGCUGCUAUGUUGUGGGAAGUGCUGGAACAAAUCAGAAGGUUGAGCUCCUGAAGGAAAAGUUUGGAUUUGAUGCAGCUUUCAAUUACAAGGAAGAGCCGGACUUGGCUGCUGCCUUAAAAAGGCGCUUUCCUGAAGGUAUUGACAUCUACUUUGAGAACGUAGGGGGGCCAAUGCUUGAUGCAGUACUACUCAACAUGCGGAUACACGGACGCAUUGCAGUGUGUGGGAUGGUUUCCCAGCACGGGGUAACUGCUCCUGCUGGGGUCCACAACCUGUUCUCCCUUGUAAGCAAGAGGAUAGAGAUGAAGGGAUUCAUCCAGAGUGAUUACCUCCACCUGUUCCCACAAUUUGUCGAUGACAUCACCAAACAUUACAGAGACGGCAAGAUUGCGUAUGUGGAAGAUAUGAGCAUCGGGCUGGAGAGUGGACCUGCUGCCUUUGUUGGUCUGUUCAGUGGUAAAAAUGUUGGCAAGCAGGUCGUGUGCGUGUCACAAGACUGAAACCUGUGUACAUUGAUCCUAAUUCCAGAACCUCUGUUGGAAAGAACUAAGAAAAUUGAAACCUCCCGUUGAGCGGAGCAAUUGCAUGUUUCCUGAUCUUGUUCAGAGUUUAGAUUUUACCUUCACUUUCUCCACUUGUUGGGUACUUGGGAGUAUGUUGUCUCUUUGAAUCUACUAAGUGAAGUCAAGUAUUGACUA